Betta splendens (Siamese fighting fish) is the source of this 3124-nucleotide messenger RNA. RefSeq names its product solute carrier family 2 member 3b (gene slc2a3b). Gene Ontology annotation, cellular component: apical plasma membrane; basolateral plasma membrane. Gene Ontology annotation, biological process: monosaccharide transmembrane transport; response to insulin. The record is from RefSeq and is a predicted model, not a curated record. The transcript has 11 exons. The coding region runs from base 119 to 1654 and encodes 511 amino acids. Gene Ontology annotation, molecular function: hexose transmembrane transporter activity. NCBI's taxonomy places the organism in Eukaryota, Metazoa, Chordata, Actinopteri, Anabantiformes, Osphronemidae.
GACCCAAAAAGCCCGGCAACACGUUACGGCAUUCUGGUGACUUCUGUUAAUAAGGAAUAAGAGGCAGCUUCAUUUACAGUAAGAAGCUUUAGGCUGUGGUGUCUCUGUAACAGCAACCAUGGAGCGGAUGGAGAAUAAAAAGCCGAAGAAGAAGGUGACUCUUCACCUGCUCUACGCCGCCUUCACCGCCGCCAUCGGCUCGCUGCAGUUUGGCUACAACAUCGGGGUCAUGAACGUGCCGCAGCAGAAACUGGAGACGUUCAUUCAAAACGUGUCGCUGGAGAGGAACGGGGGGAACUUCAGCUCCGACACCACGCAGCUGUAUAGCGCCGCCGUGGCCAUCUUCAGUGUGGGGGGCAUGAUCGGGGCCUUGGCCGGUGGAACCAUAGUCAACAUGUUUGGCAUGCGUAAGUCCAUGCUGAUGUCCAACGCCCUGGCUGUGGUCGGCGGUGGGCUGAUGGGACUCUCCUCCCUGAGUCGAUCCUAUGAGAUGAUCAUCGUCGGCCGGCUGAUCAUCGGCCUGUUCUCCGGCUUGUGCACAGUCCUGACGCCCAUGUACGUGGGCGAGAUCACUCCCACCGCUCUGAGGGGGGCCUUCGGCACGCUGCACCAGCUGGGCGUGGUGAUUGGCAUCCUGGUGGCACAGAUCUUGGGUCUGGAGUUUCUGCUGGGCUCAGAUGCCCUGUGGCCUGUGCUGCUGGCUCUCACCAUCCUGCCGAGCGUGCUGCAGAGCGUCAUGCUGCUCUUCUGCCCCGAGAGCCCUCGCUACCUGCUCAUCGUCCUCAACGAGGAGGAGAAGGCACGAAAAGCGCUGGUGUACCUGCGUGGCGGCGAGGACGUGGCCGACGACAUCCAGGAGAUGAAGGAGGAGGCGAUGAAGAUGUCCAUGGAGAAGAAGGUCACCAUCCUAGAACUCUUCCGCUCCCGGGUUUACCGCCAGCCCAUCAUCAUCGCCAUCAUGCUGCAGCUCUCCCAGCAGCUGUCUGGCAUCAACGUUGUUAUUUUUUACUCUACGAAAAUUUUUGAAACUGCUAAGGUGUCUGAACCCAUCUACGCCACCAUAGGAACCGGAGUCAUCAACACCGUCUUCACCGUGGUGUCUCUCUUCCUGGUUGAGCGGGCCGGGCGCAGGACGCUGCAUCUGAUCGGACUGGGAGGAAUGGCCGUCUGUGCCCUCGUCAUGACCAUUUCGCUCGCCUUAGCGAAUACCAACCUGUCCCUGACCUACCUGGCCAUCGUGGCCGCGUUCGGCUUCGUAGCCAGCUUCGAGCUGGGUCCAGGUCCAAUUCCCUGGUUCAUCGUGGCUGAGCUCUUCUCUCAGGGCCCCCGACCUGCGGCCAUGACAGUCUCUAGCUUCUGUAACUGGACGGCCAGCUUCAUAGUUGGACAGAGUUUCCUUAAGCUGCAGGAACUCUGUGAAGAGUAUGUCUACCUCAUCUUCAUGGUCCUCCUCAUCCUGUUCUUCAUCUUCACCUUCCUCCUCGUCCCUGAGACCAAAGGCAGGACCUUUGACGAUAUUGCUCAGGGAUUCGCCGUCCGCUCCGCUGACCCCAUCCAUCCCCCGCAGCCGGAAGCUGUAGUCGUGGGCGGACCUGCGCCGAUGUCUCCCACCGAAAAGGUCCCAAUGGCGGAGCUCCCCCCCAAGAAGUCAUGAGGCAGAGAAACAGUUGGAAACACAGAAUUACAGGGUAAAGAUAGUUUGAUGUAGACAAAAGAGUAUGGUUUCUUAAUAGAGCUUUUAUGUUUUUUAAAGUUUGUUGAAAUGCUAAGUGAUAGAAUAUGUUGUAACACAACCCGCUUCGGAUGUUAUCACCCAUAACGAAUGGGCUAAUCAGAACUUAUCAGCCCAUCCGUACGGGCCAGUAGGCGCCUACUCGCUAACAGCUAGCAUUUAGCUAAGUUGCUACGUUCAGCAGCUUCGGACGCUAUUGUGGUUAGGGUUAGGGUUAAAUAAAAGGUUACAGUUAGCUAACAUGAUACAGCUAGCUACAGCUACUUGCUAAGAUAUGCUCGCUAAUAAAUCAAAAUCAAAAACCUCGAUCCUCCCGUUUGAACAACCACCGCUCAACAGCGCCCCUACUGACUCUGCUGGUUAAAUCAUCUGAGCCGUGAUCAACCUUACGGAUCAGCGAUCUACUGCACCUAUUCACCGCAGCCAGUAGGUAGGUGGGCACCUACCGGCCCAUACGUAUGGGCUGAUAACCACUGAUAAUGACCAUUGAAUGGCUUGAUAACGUCCGAAACGGCUCGUAAAGCAGCUUUAAAGAGGCCAAAUUGAAUUACCAGAGGAUCAACACAUAAGUAGAGUUGGGUCCAAAGUCUCCGCUGAACCUUAAGUUCAAAGGCUGGAGAAUUUGAGAGGUUUAUGUAUUGAGCUCAAGCUUGAAAAGGCACAGUGUUUGACCCGUUUGUCCGAAUAAGCACAACGUGGAGGAGCUCCUCCGCUCUCCAGGUCCAGAAAAGCUUAAAUCCGUCUAUUUAAGCAUAUUUAAUAAAUAAGUAUUAUUGAGAACAGAGAAUGUUUAUAUGAAUGUCAUACGCCAGGACGACGCAAACCUGACGGUACGAAACCUCAGGCGGACUUGAAACAAGCUACUGCCUCGCGGGCGCCCUUUAAAACUGUUACACGCCGCCAGGCAGCCGUUAGUGUUAAACAGUCAGCGGGGAUGUGUACAAAUGCCAUCAAGUCCAGUGAGAUGGUGAUACAGCACUACUGUUAAGUUAAAGAUAUUUAUUUUGACCUUUCAUCAUGUGUUUUUGAGAUUGUCUGAUCUCAUGCGUGUCUGUGGCAGCAGCGUUCGUCCUCCCAGUAUUCAUCCAGUGUUGGGACAGUUGCCUCCUCCUCUGGGUCCGUUCACACUCCAGCAGUGUUUUGUUUGCACUGAUGCUCAUUUACUGUAUAUUACAUGUGGAUCUAAGUUACUGCAUAUGUAAAUAUUAGAACUUCAGGGGCUUUGUUCAUAAUCCUGUUACACCACACCCUCCCAGUACCUCCCAGUAUGCACAUACUGGGAGGAAUAUUUGCAUUUGUAAGUGAGAUGAGUUGCUGUUUUUGUAUUAUAAUGCUUAUUUUAAUCAAAUUGCUUUCACAAUCCUCCAAAGGAAAUAAAUAUGUGACCUGUAA